Paraphaeosphaeria sporulosa is the source of this 1768-nucleotide messenger RNA. Its product is annotated as general substrate transporter. Gene Ontology annotation, biological process: transmembrane transport; carbohydrate transport. Gene Ontology annotation, cellular component: membrane. The record is from RefSeq and is a predicted model, not a curated record. Gene Ontology annotation, molecular function: carbohydrate:proton symporter activity. Lineage: Eukaryota; Fungi; Ascomycota; Dothideomycetes; Pleosporales; Didymosphaeriaceae. The transcript is spliced from 3 exons. Bases 1 to 1638 code for a protein of 545 amino acids.
AUGACAGAACCCCCCCAGGUUUCGAACGCUAAGAUACCGAGCUUUCUCGGAUUUUCAGGUCGUGGCUUACGGGUUCUUGUCUCAAUUGUCUGUACGACUGGCUUUUUGCUCUUCGGUUACGACCAGGGUGUCAUGAGCGGAAUCAUCGCUGCGGAUCCUUUUAACAACUACUUCCCAGAAACAAAGAACGAUGCUACGUGGCAGGGCUUCGUGACCGCGAUCUAUGAGAUCGGGUGUCUCCUUGGAGCUAUCAUCGUCCUGGUUGGAGGCGAUUUCCUUGGACGUCGUCGAGGCAUGAUUUGCGGUGCUGCGACUAUGAUUUUAGGUGUGAUAAUCCAGGUCACAGCCACCAAAGGACACAAAGCGACAGCACAAUUCAUCAUCGGACGUGUUGUCACAGGUGUAGGAAACGGCAUGAACACAUCUACGAUACCGACUUACCAAGCCGAAUGCUCCAGCACUAAGAAUAGAGGUCUCCUUAUUUGCAUUCAGGGCGGUAUCAUUGCCUUCGGUACUCUUAUUGCGUACUGGGUAGACUUUGGCUGCCAGUACGGGCCUGACGAUCUCACGUGGCGCUUUCCUAUCGCUUUCCAGAUCGUCUUUGGACUGGUCGUACUGAUUGUCCCUUUCUGGCUACCAGAGAGUCCCCGGUGGCUUCUCACGAGAGAUCGUGCAGAUGAAGCCACUAAAGUCGUCGCUGCUCUUCGCGGUCUGCCCACUGAUCAUGAAGAGACUACUCUUCAGAUCACAAUCAUCGUGGAUAGUAUCCGAGCCUCGGGUCAUCACGGAGGUAUCACACCUUUCAGUGCUCUCUUUACCGGCGGAAAGACGCAGCAUUUCCGGCGUAUGAUGCUCGGAGCGUCUUCGCAGUUGUUUCAACAGGUCGGCGGCUGCAACGCUGUCAUUUAUUUCUUCCCACUGCUCUUCGAGAACUCCAUCAAAGAGACAAAGCAGAUGUCGCUACUCCUUGGCGGUGUCAACAUGAUUGUCUACAGCAUUUUUGCGACCGUCUCCUGGUUCAUCAUCGAGCGCACCGGACGCCGCAAGCUGUUCCUCAUCGGUACCGUGGGCCAAGGACUGUCCAUGCUGCUCGUCAUGGCCUGCCUCAUUCCUGGGACCGCUUCUGCAGCCAAGGGCGCUGCGGUCGGUCUGUUCACCUACAUCGCCUUCUUCGGCGCGACUUGGCUACCAUUGCCUUGGCUGUAUCCCGCUGAAGUCAACCCGGUCAAGACGCGCGCAAAGGCCAACGCUGUAUCAACGUGCACGAAUUGGCUUUUCAACUUCAUGGUUGUUAUGAUCACGCCGAUAAUGAUUGACAAUAUCGGCUGGGGUACAUAUCUCGUGUUCGCAUGUAUCAAUGCUGGCUUCUUCCCCCUCAUCUACAUCUUCUACCCCGAGACAAAGCAGCGCAGUUUGGAGGAGAUCGAUCUCAUCUUUGCAAAGGGCUUUCUUGAGAACAUGACGUAUGUGAGGGCGGCGAAGGAGCUGCCCAUGCUGGACGACCACGGCGUUGCGGCGAUGGCAAGACAAUAUGGAUUCCAUGACUUGUCUGACGAUGAGGCGGGUCAGAUCAAGGAGGCGCAGGCGGGCGUGGAUGAGAAGGACGUAGCGACUGGCACGAAUGCGCAGAUGGCAUAGGUCGAGGCUUUUGGUCAAAGAGAUAGGUGUGGUGGAGGGUGGAAGUUGUCAGGUGGCAGUUGCAGGCACAGAGAGAUAAGCGGCGACAUAGGCACAAGGGUGCAGCUGAGAGCAGAAGAAACUUGUGGAU